Phragmites australis (common reed) is the source of this 1197-nucleotide messenger RNA. RefSeq names its product reticulon-like protein B9. The coding region runs from base 340 to 1002 and encodes 220 amino acids. The record is from RefSeq and is a predicted model, not a curated record. NCBI's taxonomy places the organism in Eukaryota, Viridiplantae, Streptophyta, Magnoliopsida, Poales, Poaceae. The transcript is spliced from 5 exons.
AACUCUUCUCCAAGUACAAAGGAGUUCUUUGACAAAGAUGCCCAAGUGCAACAAUCACCGAAUGCAAGAUACUGGCAGGCAAUUUUUUAAAUAACAAGUUUGGCUUCAAGUCUGCAAGAAGGAAUCCCUGGGUUGUUAGAAAACCUCUGGCUGAAGCAAAUCUUGCCUCAUAUUCGUUCAUUCCCCUGUACCCCCAGCACAAAGCUAUCCUUCCCUCCUUCUCAAGCUAGGCUUCUUUGUCCUAGUACCCUGCUUGCUUAUUACGGGAAGAGCUGUUGUGACCAGAGCAAUUAACCCAACGUACCAAACCGCACAAGGAUUUCUCAGAACUCUGAAGCCAUGCCUCUUCAUUUUCAGAGCGAUUCUUCUGACGAUGAUCGACCGACGAUAAGACUGUCUCAUAGGCACAGAUCAGUUCAUAAGCUACUCGGUGGGCGGAAAGUUGCGGACAUCCUGCUAUGGAGGAACAGAAACUUAUCGGCAGGGAUCCUCGCAGGUGCCACAUUGGUAUGGUUUCUGUUCGAUGUGGUUGAGUACAACAUAGUAACACUCCUUUGCCACAUUGCACUCCUCGGGAUGCUUCUGCUCUUCAUUUGGUUGAAUGCCGCUCCUCUCUUUGACAGGCCUCCUCCACAGAUCCCGGAAGUGAUUGUUUCUGAACAUGCCUUCAGAGAAAUUGCACUGACCAUCCAUUACAAACUUGCUCACUUUGUGUCAGUCCUGUAUGACAUCUCAUGCGGGAAGGAUCUCAAGAAGUUCCUCUUGGUGAUUGGGUCUCUGUGGAUACUAGCAGCAGUUGGAGAUACUUGCAGCUUCACCACACUAUUAUAUGUUGGAUUCUUGUGUGCUCUCACUUUACCGGCAUUGUAUGAAAGAUACGAGGCAGAAGUAGACCAUCUGGUCGCCAAGGGUGGUGAAGACCUCAAGAGGUUCUACAAGAAGGUUGACUCCAAUGUGCUCAACAAGAUACCAAGAGGCCCUGUCAAGACAAAAGUUCACUGACAUACACUUCCGUUAAAAAAGAGAGUCAUAAGUUACUGGAGCUGAUUUGACUUAUGAUAUACAAUUGUACAUGUUGGAUUGUUACCGCACAAUUUCAUCGUACUUCACUCGAGAUCAAAAUAUGUCUGAAAUAUGAAAGCAUUACGUUCAUAAAUAGAAACAAGUACUAGAUGAAUAGAAUAGUUGCAAAACAAU